AUGAAAGAAUUUCCAAAAGACAUUAUCCCGAAAGUCGAUUAUGCGUUAGGUGUUUGUACCGGAACUGCAUUGAUUGCAGUUACCGGUCUAUUGGAUGGCAAAUCGACGACCACUAAUAAAAUCGCUUAUAGAUGGGUUACCGAUCAAACUUCAGCGGGUUCGAAUCGAGUGGCGUUGGAUUUCGUAUCGGAUAUUUAUGUUGAAGAAGCAGCUCAAAGUAUUGCGAUACAAUCCGAAUACGAUUGA
Molecule: messenger RNA, 246 nt
Organism: Ambispora gerdemannii
Lineage: Eukaryota; Fungi; Glomeromycota; Glomeromycetes; Archaeosporales; Ambisporaceae
Source: the annotation of a GenBank genome assembly